UGUGACAUAUGAAGCAGUUAAAAUGAAGUCCGUGGUUUUGUUCGGUGUUAUAUACGCUGUUCUAUUUGCUCCUACGUGCCAUACUUUGAAACGUGAACUGCGGCCUCUAGAUGAUUUCUCGUUUAAAUCAUUCCUAGCCGCGUUCCGCGAGUCCAUGUUGGCGGAAGUUGCGCAUCAAUGGAACGUGACGAUUGCGCAAGCGCAGUUUCUUCAAAAGCAGAUGACCACGUGCAACGCCAAGAUCCAGACCCGUGUGGACGCCUGCAGAAACUGCACACAGAUAAGAUGCACGGAUCAACCAAACUUCGACGGCUACGUGAGCGCGUUCGAUCCCCUGUCCUCCCUAAAGGGGCCCCUGGAAGAACUCGGUGCCGGUAUGUCGGAGGCGGUCGUCCUGCUCGGAACCAGAAGCUUCACCUUCCUGCAAUCUGUGGAGGGCAUAGCCUCAGAGGCCGGAAAAAGCUUCGGGGCCGGAUUUCAGAGUGUAACGAACGAGGUGAUAAAGGACUUCCAGAAGUUACCGGAUGUGCUUCAACAAGGCGGUCAGCUGGCACUGGAUGGACUGACGGAUGCCGGCAAUCAUGCGCUUGAUGGGCUGAAGGAUCUUGGUAACCAGGCGCUAGGUGGCAUCACUGAUUUUGGCAACACCGUGGGGAAUGGAAUAAAAAAUGCGGGUCAAUCAGCUAUCGAUAAAAUAACAAGUUUGUUUGGACGCCGGCGUCGAAUGUAUGACGUCAGUUCUCAUGAUUGCAUGGAGCGAUGUGACGACGUCUGCCUUCAACUUAUGACAGAUGACAAUGACAGAGUUAUAACAGACGUGUGUGGUGCAUUUGUCGUAUCUUUGAACAAGACCGUACAUCGCAGCAUCGUCAAAACCACCACCGUGUACAACGCCACUUUGGAUACCGCAAUGCCUAUACUGACAAAGGUUGAAAUUGACACCAGUGACCUUGAUCCUUCGACCAUGGAGAUAAAUACAUUCUACAUUACGGUCAAUAUUGGCGGUCAUUAUGUCAGAUUUCGCUCAAGUGAAGCAUACCGUAUGAUGGACGUUAUGGGGACCGCACGCCUAGUCGCUGCAGAGGUCUGGCAGAUGUGGACAUAGGCGGACAUCUUUAAUAAAUGGAUCACCACUGCUUGACCCUGUUGUUAUUUGUUUGAAUUGUAUAUAUUACAACUUAAGG
This is a messenger RNA of Mya arenaria, 1184 nucleotides long. RefSeq lists its product as uncharacterized. Lineage: Eukaryota; Metazoa; Mollusca; Bivalvia; Myida; Myidae. The transcript has 8 exons. The record is from RefSeq and is a predicted model, not a curated record. The coding region runs from base 23 to 1105 and encodes 360 amino acids.